Cucurbita pepo subsp. pepo (vegetable marrow) is the source of this 1683-nucleotide messenger RNA. NCBI's taxonomy places the organism in Eukaryota, Viridiplantae, Streptophyta, Magnoliopsida, Cucurbitales, Cucurbitaceae. The record is from RefSeq and is a predicted model, not a curated record.
UAAACACAGAGACGGGAGUUUAUUAGAAUUAGAACAAGGAUGAACAGGAAGGUUUGUAAUUAUGGCGUGAUUAGCGUAGAGCAGCAAAAUGGCGCUCAAUUCUUCCUUCCGCAGCCUAACCGUUGACACUCUGACCUCUAGAAAUCCCAAUUCGAUUCCACUUUCUUCCUUAACCUUAUAAAUCCUUCUGCUAAUUCCUCUGCUCGUCCACAGCUAGCCGGAAGAUGAAGAAUCGUGGCACUAGAAAGAUUUCUGUGAUAUGGAUUCCUUUCUUUUGUCUCUCAUUCUUCCUUUUCGGUAUGAUCGCCACGAACAGUAGGUUAUGGUUGGUGCCGGAAUCUGAUGGUCAGGUCAUCUCCCGUCGUCGACAUGAACAGGAACUUCAAAUCGUCUCUGAAGAUAGCUCGAUUAAGAUGCCAGCGGAAAAAAGGGAUGUGAUCACUGCAGUCUAUAGAACUCACGAAGCAAUCCAAUCUUUGGACAAGAAAAUUACAAUGCUUAACAUGGAUUUGGUGGAGGCUAAGAAUUCCCCCGAGAUGCAUUCCUCUGAUAGCUACACACCAGCUAUUGAAUCCUCUGGUAAAGGCAGCCAGCCGAAGAAGAAAAUGUUAAUGGUGAUUGGGAUAAACACAGCUUUUAGUAGCCGAAGGCGUCGAGAUUCGGUCAGAGAGACAUGGAUGCCUCGAGGUGAAAAGCUGUUCCAGUUGGAGCGAGAGAAGGGGAUUGUGGUUCGGUUUAUGAUUGGCCAUAGCGCAACUUCCAACAGCAUUUUGGAUCGUGCAAUUGAUUCAGAAGAUGCCCUGCACAAAGAUUUCCUUAGGCUGGAACAUAUCGAAGGGUAUCACGAAUUGUCUGCAAAAACAAAAUCCUUCUUUUCCACUGCCGUUGCUCGAUGGGAUGCUGACUUCUAUGUUAAGAUAGAUGAUGAUGUCCAUGUAAAUUUAGGGAUGCUAGCUACUACUCUUGCUUACCACCGUUCGAAGCCCCGAGUCUAUAUCGGGUGCAUGAAAUCUGGACCUGUUCUUUCUUCCAAGAGUGUCAAAUACCAUGAACCUGAAUACUGGAAAUUUGGAGAGGAGGGAAAUAAGUAUUUCAGACAUGCAACUGGGCAGAUUUACGCAAUCUCGAAAGAUCUAGCCACCUACAUGGCGGUCAAUGAGCCAAUUUUGCACAAGUAUGCCAAUGAAGAUGUGUCCCUUGGUGCUUGGUUAAUAGGCCUUGAAGUCGAGCAUAUAGACGACCGUAACAUGUGCUGCGGGACGCCACCUGAUUGUGAGUGGAAGGCACAAGCAGGCAAUGUAUGCGUUGCAUCAUUUGACUGGAGUUGCAGUGGAAUAUGCAAAUCUGUUGAGAGGAUCAAGCAUGUCCACGAAAAAUGUGGUGAAGGGAAUGGGGCUGUCUGGAGUGCAUUAAUCUAGUUGGGUUCUUGACAUUAUUCUGCUGUGAUCAGACAAAAGCUGGACACUGUUUGGGAGUUGAACAUUGCUUCCAAUUUUGUUCGUGUAAGUUAAAUUCAUCGAUACCUCUUGUUCUUUCGUAGUCGCCCCUUCCCCCUUCCGACUAUAUGAUUCAAGUAUUACUGCCAGUGUAUUAUAUUGUUGAGUUCCUAUUCAAUGAGUCAGAUUCUGUAUGUGUCCUUUGUUUGUAUAGUGAAAAAGAAAUAAAAUGAUCAUGAUUUGUGUA